AUGUCUGACCGUGAAUCCGACUCCGAGCCCCAUGAGCGCACGACCAUGCAGCAGGAGAAGGCCAUCCUGGCCAAAAAGCAACAGAGGCGCGAGGCGGGUCUCCAGUCCGCCCGCUCGCGAUCCCAAUCCCGCCGCGACCGCCGGCGACGCAUCCAGAAGGGCAUCGAGGAGGGCAAGUACAUGAAGACGGCCUCGCUGGAGGCACUCGAGGAAGCCGAUGCCAACAACGAGCUCAACUCCAUGCAAGCCUUCGAGCGCAUUGGUCCGGAUUCCACCUCUAUGGACGGCCCCGUCACCAAGGCCAGAGCCAUGCGUGGUGAGAUCCCAAUGCGAGGUACGGAUCCCAAUCAGCCGUACCGGCAAGGGGAAGACAAGAAGAAGAGCGCAUUGGACGAGCAGGACGGCUUGAAGUUGAAGCUCGAGGCGAAUCUCGAGAUCGAGAUUGAGCUCAAGGCUUCCAUCAGAGGAGAUCUCACAUUGUCUCUAUUUGCAUGA
This is a messenger RNA of Aaosphaeria arxii CBS 175.79, 495 nucleotides long. RefSeq lists its product as uncharacterized. Bases 1 to 495 code for a protein of 164 amino acids. The record is from RefSeq and is a predicted model, not a curated record. The transcript is spliced from 2 exons. Lineage: Eukaryota; Fungi; Ascomycota; Dothideomycetes; Pleosporales.